GAUCCACGCCAUUUCCACUUCGCGUCUCCCACUCAACACGCGAAACUUUAUUCCCCAAAAAAGAAAACCUGAAGACUUCCUUUGACAUCGUGUCGGCGACCACCCACGAAAACGAAGCCGACGGAGAGAGAGAGAGAGAGAGAGAUUCGUAAGGAGAGGAUCAAGCCUUGUUAGAUCAAUCAAUCCCUAAUCUCUCGUCCCUCUUCUUAUCCGGGACACGUCUGGAUCGGGAUGGCUGCCGCCGCGGCCUCGCGACGCCUCCGCCAGCUCCAGUCGCAGCCGGGGAACAAGUCGUGCGUCGACUGCGCCCAGAAGAACCCGCAGUGGGCCUCGGUCUCCUACGGCGUCUUCAUCUGCCUCGAGUGCUCCGGCAAGCACCGCGGCCUGGGCGUCCACAUCAGCUUCGUCCGGUCCGUCACCAUGGACUCGUGGUCCGAGAUCCAGCUCAAGAAGAUGGAGGCUGGCGGCAACGACCGCCUCAACGCCUUCCUCGCCGGAUAUGGCGUCUCCAGGGAGACCGACAUCGUCCCCAAGUACAAUACCCGUGCGGCCGCCGUCUACCGGGAGCGCAUCCUGGCCCUUGCUGAGGGCCGCCCCUGGACGGACCCGCCGGUCGUCAAAGAAACUCCCGAUGCCGGGGCGAAAAGGCCGCCUUUGGUGCAGAGCGGUGGGAAUGGCAGAACCUUGACGGGCAACGGUGGGUGCGACAGUUGGGACAACCAUGUCUUCCAGUCCUCCUCUUCCGAUGUGAGAAGGAACCAAUGGACGGGUGAUUCCAGAGACCCGAGUGCGGGAGGGGCGCACCAGCCGGCCAGAAACAGAUCGACACAGGAUAUCUACACCAGGGCACAGCUGGAGGCCUCCGCGGCUAACAAGGAGAGCUUUUUCGCAAGGAAGAUGGAAGAAAAUGGAUCUCGGCCUGAAGGAAUCCCGCCAUCGCAGGGGGGGAAAUACGUGGGAUUCGGGUCGACACCGCCGCCGCCUCGAAGGAAUAAUUCACAGGGCGAUGUGCUCCGAGAUACAGUAUCUGUUGUUUCUCAGGGUCUUGGCCGACUAUCCUUAGUUGCAAGCUCUGCUGCUAAUGCUGUCCAAGCAGGCAGAAAGGAGCUGACUUCCAAGAUGAAAGAGUCAGGGUAUGAUCAGAAAGUCAAUGAAACUAUGAGUGUGGUAGCCACAAAAACCACUGAAAUUGGGCAUAAGACAUGGGGAAUCAUGAAAGGUGUAAUGGCAAUGGCAUCACAAAAAGUAGAGGUUUACACCAAAGAAGGGAUCAGCUGGAAUGUGGACGAUUGGCCACGAAAAGAGAGUGAAAAGAGCAGCUACUAUCAAGAAUUUGGUCAGGACAAGCGAGGUUGGAGUUCCCGUCAAGAGGACUCAAAUAAACAAUACAAUUCCAUCAGUUCCUGGGAUGACUGGGAUAAGAAAGAGAGGAGGGAAGAGCCUGGGAAGGGAACACAAAGAGGUGAAAGCUGGGCAGGUUGGGAUGAUGUUAGAGAUGAUGCUGGCCAUGAUAAUCUAAACAAGGGUGUCAAUCAAAAUGGAAAAUCUGGUUCAUUGUGGACUGAUGGUGGGUUUCGCUGAGGUUGAUCUCUCCUUUUAUCCCAAUUUCCCGGGUGCAUGUUUAUGCCAAGUUUAUAUGGUCGACGAAUUGUGAUUUCGUCCAUUAAUUGUAUCUGGAUCUUAAACUUUUCUGCGACUAUGACAAUGAAAUCAUGCCUACAAGUUUAUAUGCUUUGGUUCA
Musa acuminata subsp. malaccensis (wild Malaysian banana) is the source of this 1741-nucleotide messenger RNA. Its product is annotated as ADP-ribosylation factor GTPase-activating protein AGD7. NCBI's taxonomy places the organism in Eukaryota, Viridiplantae, Streptophyta, Magnoliopsida, Zingiberales, Musaceae. The record is from RefSeq and is a predicted model, not a curated record. Gene Ontology annotation, molecular function: GTPase activator activity. Gene Ontology annotation, biological process: vesicle-mediated transport.